GAAAAAACAAGGUUCUGUCUUUACAAAGAGUUUCGUGUUUCACUCAGAUUUUGUUUCUCUCUCUCUCUAUCUCUCUUCUACUGAUUUUUAGAAAGAGAAGCGUGAAAACACCCUUUGAAGGGAAUGCAGAGAGAUGGUCGGAUCAUCGCCGGUGAAGACUAAGCUUUGUGAUCGGUUUAACCGAUCUGUCGGCGGCAGAAACUGCCACCGGAAACACGUCGAAGACGGGUGAUCAUAUUCAACUCUCUCGUAUUCUCCGGACAUCGAAAGCUUAACUCUUUUUCUGUUUUAUUUUUCUUUUUUUUUUAAAAAAUCAUUGUAAUUAAAAAAAAAACUAUGGUCGGAGAGAACGGAUCUGACGGUGGAGCAAGCAACGGCCUGCUCCACGGACGUUACGAGCUAGGUCGUCUCCUAGGUCACGGAACAUUCGCUAAAGUGUACCACGCACGCAACGUAACAACCGGAAAAAGCGUGGCGAUGAAAGUCGUCGGAAAAGAGAAGGUAGUGAAAGUCGGCAUGGUGGAUCAGAUCAAACGAGAGAUCUCAGUGAUGAGGAUGGUGAAGCAUCCCAACAUCGUCGAGCUACACGAAGUCAUGGCCAGCAAAUCCAAGAUCUACUUCGCCAUGGAGCUAGUACGAGGCGGGGAGCUAUUCGCCAAAGUCGCUAAAGGAAGGUUACGCGAGGACGUGGCGCGCGUGUACUUCCAACAGCUAAUCUCCGCCGUCGAUUUCUGCCACAGCCGCGGGGUUUAUCACCGAGAUCUCAAGCCGGAGAAUCUAUUGCUUGACGAAGAAGGUAACCUUAAGGUCACUGACUUUGGUCUCUCUGCUUUCACUGAGCAUUUGAAGCAAGACGGGCUUCUCCACACGACUUGUGGAACUCCGGCUUACGUGGCCCCGGAGGUUAUACUGAAGAAAGGAUACGACGGAGCUAAGGCGGAUCUUUGGUCUUGCGGGGUUAUCCUCUUCGUGCUCCUCGCUGGUUACUUACCGUUUCAGGAUGAUAAUCUUGUCAACAUGUAUCGGAAGAUUUACAGAGGAGACUUCAAGUGUCCUGGAUGGCUUUCCUCUGACGCGAGGAGGCUCGUGACGAAGCUUCUGGAUCCGAAUCCGAAUACUCGAAUCACUAUCGAUAAGGUUAUGGACUCGCACUGGUUCAAGAAGUCCUCAACGAGAUCAAGGAGCGAGCCAGUGGCGGCUACACCAGCGGCUGAUCAUGAGGAUCUUGAUAUGUCUGUUCACAAGUCGAAAGAAGAGACGGAGACGUUAAACGCGUUUCAUAUCAUCGCGUUGUCUGAAGGGUUUGAUCUCUCGCCGUUGUUCGAGGAGAAGAAGAAAGAGGAGAAGGUCGAGAUGAGGUUCGCGACUUCUAGACCCGCGAGUAGUGUGAUUUCGAGUCUUGAAGAGGCGGCGAAGGUUGGGAAUAAGUUUGAUGUGAGGAAGAGUGAGUGUAGAGUGAGGAUCGAAGGGAAACAGAAUGGUCGGAAAGGGAAGUUGGCGGUGGAGGCGGAGAUAUUCGCGGUGGCUCCGUCGUUUGUUGUCGUGGAGGUGAAGAAAGAUCAUGGUGAUACUCUUGAGUAUAAUAACUUUUGUAGUACGGCGCUUAGACCAGCUCUCAAGGACAUAUUCUGGACUUCUACUCCUGUUUGAUUAUUGUCAGCAACCUGUUUAAUCUUGUGUGUUUUAAAUCCUGUCUGUAAUAUAUUGUUGGGUUCUAGAUUCGGUUCUUGAUUCUUAAAUGAGGUAUCGUUUGAAACUUUGAAUCGUGUAAAAAGGUUUGAGUCUUUUCAUCAUUUGUGUCGUUGCCGAUUUGUUGCGGCACGAAGCAGAGAAUGUCUGUGUGGUGUGUGUUCGUGCGGUGUUAGAAUCGUGUCUUAAAAAUUCUAUAUCAAUAAAUGAUAUUUAUGAGU
Messenger RNA from Eruca vesicaria subsp. sativa (arugula), 1910 nucleotides. NCBI's taxonomy places the organism in Eukaryota, Viridiplantae, Streptophyta, Magnoliopsida, Brassicales, Brassicaceae. The record is from the annotation of a GenBank genome assembly.